UGGUGCCAUGCUGGGGAGCUUGGACACUAGCAUAUCAAAAUGUGCUGAAAUUAAGCAGGGGUUUUACGAUGGAAGCGAACUUCCUAGCUCUCUGAUACCUAAAUCUGGUGACCUGCAAGGAAUGUAAGAUUCUUACAAAGAAGACACAGGAUGAUGACUACAAGUUGGGUAGCGGUGCUUGACAAAAAAGAACACAAAAACUGGGUGACAGUCGGAUGUGCCCUGAACAUAACCAAAAAUGGAAUUGCACCAUUAAUCCAAGGGAAAAUGGACGCUUGGUACCAGUCCCUCAUUUCCAGUCCGCCUUUGCAAUCACUGCCUCCAUGUGCUUGUGCGGCUGGCUCUUCAAAGUGUGGCACUUGCAUCAAGUGGGAGAUGGAACUGAAGCAUCAUCACAAGUCCGGGCGACCAAAGAUUUGUUGCGAUAACAGUGACAGAAAUCAAUGGGGUUCUCCAACUGGAGCCUGGGAGAUAGCAAAAAUCUUUAUGCCAACUCUUGGAACGCGAAAAACACAUGUCAUUGACGCAGAGACCACAGAUAUUGGUGGCCUGUUGAACCUAUUAGAGUGGUGUCCUUUUAUUCACCCUCCAGUCAGUCGAACAGUUUUGACUUCGGCACGAGACCAGUGCAGGAAUCACUGGGCGCAUGCUCCAAAGCAAGAACUUCAAGAUGCAGAUGUCAACACCAUAUUUGGUCACCUUAAUAGCCUGCUAAAUGACCCAGUCUUCAGCUCUGACAAAGACGCCCAGAAAUCGUCCAAAGAUUUGCAAGACGUAAAGACAAACGGUCUGGUAAGCGUCAUAGAUUCUGAAGCUGAGGCUCUUCGUUUACUCCGUCAGUCACUGGUAGCAGACUUGACCAAGUGCCGAGAUGAUUUGGAUGCGGAGACAAAGAACGUGGCUGAAGUAAAAGAGCAAAGUGAUUCGAACAGUGAAGAGAUUACCAAGUUAAGUACUGAAGUAAUCAACCUUCAGCAGAAAAUAUUGACAGUCUCAAAUAUUGUUGAAGAUUUCAAUAGGCAACUUAAUGUGCGAGACGAUCUGCAAGGAGUCUGUGACCUUAUCAGUGAGGAUGUGGAAUACGUGAAAAGUGGAGUGCAGAAUGUUGUUAUGGAACAAGCUAUUAUGAAAUCUCAAGUACCACACUUAGAACAAAACCUCUCAAGCGUGACUAACCAGGCAGCCACAAACAGAACUGCAAUUUCAGGUUUACAGAGAGAGGUAUUCGAAGUCAAGGAGACAUUGAAAGCGAAACCCUUGCAGGAACAGAACAUUGAUGAUAGCGAGGCAAUAUGCACUGCACCAGCAAGGUUGACAUCGUUCACAGGCCGUGAGACAGCUUUGGCAUGGUUGGAACAAAAUCUAACCCCACAACAUAGUCGUGAAAAUUGUCCAGGGAUGUCCUGUUUUACUAAAACUGUAUGUGGGCUUGGAGGAUGUGGUAAGACUUCUUUGGCUGUAGAAUUUGCUUGGAAAUGUAAGAAUUGCUUCCCAGGUGGUGUGUUCUGGAUCAACGGUGAAAGUGAUGAAAACAUCAAUAAGUCAGUUGUAGAGAACCUUGCUCUUCUGAAUAUCAGUGGCUCGACAAGUGAGAAAGUCGAUGAUACCCUGAAUAGAUUUUUAUCCUUUUUAUCCAAGAAGAAACAAAAAUGGCUUCUGGUAGUGGAUAAUGCAGAUGAACUGGAAGAUAAAACAUGUCCUACAGGCGUGAAGAAGAUAUGUAAAGGGUCUUGGCAGCGAAAUGGCAGCAUACCUAAGCAUGGACACAUACUGCUCACAACAAGGCAAACUGUGAAAGAGACGAAAACGUUCUUGAAACUCUCAACUGGUGACUGCCUGGAGCUACAAUGUUUCAGUGAAAAAGAGGGGGCAGUGUUCCUAAUGCAAAGGACAGGUGUUAAGGGAAAAGCCCUCGACCAGGAAGCAGUUAAUCUAGUGAAUGAGCUGGGAGCUCAUCCAUUGGCUCUCGAACAAGCAGUUGCCUAUAUAUCUGCCCUUCCUAUUCCUUGCAGCUUCAAAACGUACCUUGACGAGUACAGAGCUGUUAAACUUAGUCUCUUGGAGCAACAGCCGGCCACGGCACUAAGUAUAGAGGCACACCAUCGCCUAUCAGUGCACACAACCUGGCUGAUGAAUUUCGAAUUUGUUCGAGACAAAUCGCAUGCUGCCGCCACCAUGAUGCAAAUUGCAGCCUUUUUAGAAUCUGAAAAGGUUCCUAUUGAUGUCAUCAACCCUGGCCUCCCUGAAUUGGAACAAGUGGAAUUGAGAAAGGGUGCACGUUCUGAAAUUGACAUUGCUGCCAUUCUUAAAGUACUAUCUUGUUAUUCACUUUUCUCAGUUGAUCAGCAAAGAAGAGUUUUUGGUGUUCAUAAACUCGUUCAAGAAGUAGUCAGAGAGAGUUUAACCACAUCGAAGAGGAUAGAAAUAAUGGUGGCAGCCACUAGAGUUCUUCAUUUUUCAUUGGAAACGACAAGUAAUGUCGAGCAUUGUAACAGUGAGUCAGCGAACCCUUCCUAUUUAUUAAAUCUUUCAAGUAUGAGGGAGCAAGCAAAGAACGUUCUCACUGCCCUUUUAUUGAAUUUUCGCAUGUUGAAGAAUCAUAUGCAGGAAGAAAUAAAAUUGUCGAAAGGGGAUAGUAUUCAAGCUUUUGUCAACGAACGCACUCUAAGCCUGUGCGCCUUUGCCUGUAAUUUAAGCAGAAACAAUUUAUCCCUUCUUUUGCUACAUGCUGAACUAUCAGAAUUCAACUUGGAAGUCGCUAGGAUGGUGCGUGGAGAUGUUGAUCCAAACUUGGUUCUCGAAAAAAUGGUUCAAGCAAGUAUCGCGAAAAGAAACUUCUCCUCUCCCGGAAGUUACGUAGAAUCGAAAACCCUGGCGGAAGAAACUGUGCAAAAAAUGUCCGAUUUUGAGAGAUCAGGGUUUCUAAUAUCUAAUGAGACUAAGUACGAGGUGCGCAGACAUAGCGCUUCGUACUACGCAAAAGAGGGUCAGUGGGCAAAAAACUACAAAGCCUUGUUGAAACUUGAAAGCUUGCAAGUUAGUAAGGCUACUACUGUGGAACUACAAACACUUAUAGCAAGAGCUGAAAGAUUUGUAUCAGCUUGUAAUUUUGAAACUGCCCUAAAACGUUAUCAAAGAGCUCUCCAGCUUGCCAGAGAAGUUUACCCUUCUGAUCAUCCCGGCCUUCUGGUGGUCCUACAGCAUAUCGCCACCUUUUUGCAUGGUGUAGGCAAGGAACAAGAAGCUAAACCGUAUGCAGAAGAAAUGAUGGAUAUUGCCGAGAAACAACCAUUGGAUUCCGACGAUUACAUCACGGGAAUGACUAGCGCUCUCUCUGUGUUAAGUGCAUUUGAUGCCUCUAAGUCAGAGAAUAGGCUGUUAGCUAUCUUGAAUGAAAGGUGGCCUCGUAUAUACAAAUGCGUUAUCGACGGUUGCAUGGAACCCAGUUCAGUCGUCAUUGAGGAUGGUAGCGAUGAUCACGCAGCCACCGUGCUACAGAGUCUCCUCCAAUGCUUCACUGUGAUUAUCAGCUCUUUUGACAGCAAAUGCGCCGAGCAAAACUUUGCUAAAGAAAAGGGAAAACUUUACUUGAGAAUUGCACAGACAUUACUGUCCAUUCGGACAAAGUUUUACGGUGAGAAGCAUCCUGGGUUGAAACCCAGUUAUCUCUUUUUGAUAAGGACCCACAGUUUCUUGGGAAAUGAGGAACAGGUCAUAGAAUUCGAUAAACUUAUGAACCAAUGUGAACCAGAAGCAUCCACCAAAUUCAGCCAAAGCAUAGAUGGCGAUUACAAUGUGGCGAUUGCCGGAAUGUUAAAAGGUCAGGCUAACAACUUUUACAAAACAGGAAAUUAUUCGAAUGCACUGGCUUUAUACAAUCAAAUGUUAGACCUGUCGCCAAAUGAUGCUAAAUUGUUGACAAACAGAGCUUUGACCUACAUGAAACUUUCACAACAACCUGGCCAAAACUCAUCGCAAAACAUCUCUCUUGCCCUACGGGACUCUAAGAACGCAAUAACUGCAGAUCCCUCCUGGGUGAAGGGUUACUACUGGAAAGCUGUCUGUCUUGCUCACCUUGACGAGCGAGGUCCGUCACUAGCUGCAGCCGCUGUUGGCCAACAUCUGUUUCCGUCAGAGUGGACCAAAAUCCCUGCAGUUGAGGAUCGGUUUGGAAGUUGUAAUGUAGAGGUAGUUACAACAGUACAGGAACUUCUUCAGGCCAUCGAAAGAAGAGACACUCGGAGUCUGGUGAUUGUAGUGAAAGAGGGAAGAUACGAGCUACCAAAACCUUUGAAACCUCGAGACAAUACCGUGCUGGUUGGACUUGGGGAAAUCCAGAUUAUCUGCUCACAAGGAAUCCCACUGAAGGUUAAUAAAACUGUCUACGUGGAGAACAUAACACUGUCGCCUUCAAUAGAGUCAGUCUCAAUGCUGAAAGAGAAAGCUAAAGGAUGUCUCAAUCGUGACCAAGUGGACGAGGCACUAUCGCUGUACAGUGAAGCACUGAAUUCAUGUCCAAAUGAUCCACAGAUUCUCACAAGCAGAGCCUCAACCUACUUAAAAAGUGCAGAGCAAAAGAAAGCCAUUCCUUCAGAACGUAGCUUAUCCUUGGAACUUGCAGUAAACGAUGCUGAAGCAGCGAUCAAGGCUGAUCCUUCCUGGCUGCUUGGCUACUACACCAAGGCAGUAAGCUUGGCAGAGCUAGACAGAAAACAGCAAGCUCUGGCUGCAGCUGCAGUGUUUAAACACUUGAGCUCAGGUCGCCGGGACAUCCCUGAAGUCACUCGGCGCUAUGGAAGUGUCCAAAUUGAGGUGGUUGAGAGUUCAGUUCAGCUACGCAGUGUUCUUCAACAGAUGAAGAACCCCGAUGGAGUAAAUCAAGUCGUUUUAGUGAAGGAAGGCGAGUACUUGUUGGAGAGAACUGUUGAAAUUCCACAAGCGAUCGUCGUCGCUGGUCAAGGUAAAGUAAAAAUAUCAUGCAAGAUUGGAGCACCUUUUCACUUUGCCCAAGCGGGUCAUGUAGAAAAUGUCGAAACUUUUGAAAACUGUGAGAGUCAGCAGGAGUCUCAUGACCUCAUUUCAAAUGAAACUGAGGGACAGUCAGAAGUGAUAUCUCUGGUCACUCCCCCAGGCUACGAACACAUCAAUAGCGAGUGCAAGGUGAAUUGAUUAACUCUUUUACUUCCAGUGUAGUACGUCGUGUGUAAAGCGGUGGUUGGAGCUUGUAUCGAAUGAUUUGGAAACCGUCGUCGGCUGCAAUACACUGUUCGUUUGCUUCAACGGGACAACAACCACACGCCCAUGAGCUUUUUUACAAGAAACUCGCUUAGAUUAGACGUGUGAACUCUUUUUAACUCGGUGAGUUUUCGUUGACAAAACUCCUCAGUGAUCAAAUUUCUGUUUAAUCUAUUUUUUGUUGUGUGGAAAUGAAGAAACUUGAACGUGAACGUGGGGCUACAUAUAAGUCAUAAGUCAUGUAAACAAGAUAAUCAAAAUCAAUCAUUAAUAACAGCCGAGAAACGAAACAGGAACUACUCAGACUACUGCUAUUGCUGCUGAUGUUCGCAGCGUUUAACACUCAAGCAGCUCAAAUAGAGUAAAGCGCCAUGGACAAUUAGUGGAAAAUGGCGCUAUAUAAAUGUAUAUUUAUUUAUUU
Messenger RNA from Orbicella faveolata, 5656 nucleotides. RefSeq lists its product as uncharacterized. The record is from RefSeq and is a predicted model, not a curated record. Lineage: Eukaryota; Metazoa; Cnidaria; Anthozoa; Scleractinia; Merulinidae.